AUGUUCCAAGGGCCAUUUUCUAUCUCGCAGUUGGCGAUCCCAGCUGUCUGGGUCCUGAUCACCUUCCUCACAUUCACCUCCCAGUACUUUUUCCUGCAUUUCGAAGCCGUGCCCCUACGAGAAAAUGAGCUUUGGGCUAUUAACAUCCUCGCGGCAUGUAUUGGGAUAUGUUAUUACCGGUCGUGCACGGUAGAUCCGGGGCACGUUCCUAAGGACUGGAAGCAAGUGGAAGCCGAAGGUGUCGGUGGCCGGCAACGAUGGUGUCGGAAAUGCGAGGCGUUCAAACCACCACGGACUCAUCAUUGCAGGACAUGUGGGAGGUGUAUACCGAAGAUGGACCACCACUGUCCAUGGACUACCAAUUGCGUGUCACACUUUACGUUUCCGCAUUUUGUCCGGUUUCUGUUCUAUGCGGUUGUUGGAAUGUCGUAUCUUGAAUCGUGCCUUUUUGAGAGGGCAUCGACUAUCUGGGCUAGUAGACAUCUUCCUAGUUACCUCGGGCCCAGUUUGGGACAAAUGGCUCAUUUAUUCAUCCUCCUUGUCGUCAACAGCUUGACUGUAUUUGCGCUUUUCAUUCUCUUGGUUCGGGGUUUAUGGUCUCUUGGUGGCAACACCACGACUAUCGAAUCAUGGGAAAUCGAGAGACACAAGACGCUUCUCCGGCGAGCCAGACAUUUUGGUGGCUGUCUGGACGCUCCUGGGGGUGUCAAGAUACAUAUUAGGAAACAAGAGUUUCCGUAUGAUAUCGGAAUUUGGGAUAAUAUCAAGGCUGGAAUGGGCGGAAAUGCAAAUGUCCUAAGCUGGCUCUGGCCAUUUGCCGCGACCCCAGAUCGUGAAUCAGGUCUAGAUUUUGAGAUCAAUGGUUUUGAAGGUCCCAAUACUACUUGGCCGCCACCGGACCCGGAUCGUAUUCCCCUACCCACUCCAACCGACAGAGGAAACGCCUUCACGGUACCACAAGUGUACAGCUCCGCCCACGAAGAAAUCGAAGCAUUCAACCGUCGCCGGGACGAAGACCUGAAACGCGCCAGACCCGGCGUGGUCCAACGCCGUAAACGAUUCCAUGAACGAUUUGAUCCCGAAGAUCGAGACGAAAGCGACUCAGAGCCCGACGAGCAAAGAAACUCUGAUGGCGAAGAAGCAUGGAGGAACUCCGAGGGAGAGCGGCUACAUGAUUUCGGGGUGGACGAGGAAAUCGAAUUCUACGAUGAAGAGGACAUUCCACUGGCAGUACUCAUGCAGCAACGAGGACAUAGACAGCAAUAA
Molecule: messenger RNA, 1266 nt
Organism: Aspergillus glaucus CBS 516.65
Lineage: Eukaryota; Fungi; Ascomycota; Eurotiomycetes; Eurotiales; Aspergillaceae
Gene: pfa4
Product: putative palmitoyltransferase with autoacylation activity Pfa4
Exons: 5
Coding region: 1-1266 (421 amino acids)
Biological process (GO): protein targeting to membrane; peptidyl-L-cysteine S-palmitoylation
Cellular component (GO): endoplasmic reticulum membrane; Golgi apparatus; endoplasmic reticulum
Molecular function (GO): protein-cysteine S-palmitoyltransferase activity
Source: RefSeq, a predicted model, not a curated record